GCGCUGCACCUGUCUCUGCGGCGGUGAUCCCCCUCGUCGUCUGCGCCACAUACGAAAAUAAAACUUCUCUCGAUAAACUGGCGGCGUAGUUAAACAGCUGGAGCGAACUCCGUCGCCCAAAAUGUCCACAGAGGAGCUGUCAGCCUCGGACAGCGAGGCAGCCUUCGCCGGCGCAGGGGAACGAUGGGCACCGGUGGGCGCCGUGGCCAGUCCCGAGGAUGAGAGCGGGAGCGGUGGCGCCGGGCAGCCGGGGCAGAGAUGCUCGUCCUCGGCCGCCGAGGAGGAAAUGGCCACGAAGCUGAAGAAGCUGGAGGAGGAGCAGGACUUGCUGAACUCCUCUCUGCUCGCCCUCACCUCCCACUUUGCUCAGGUCCAGUUCCGACUGAAGCAGAUAGUUCACGCCCAGAGCGAGGAGAAGGAGAGGAUGCUGGCCGAGCUGGAGGAGUUCGCCUUCAGGGGCUGCCCGCAUGUGGUGGGCUGCCGAGCUCAGGAUGCCCAGCAGCUGGAGAACUCGAGUGAGAGGGAGAAGCGGGAGCGCCUGGAGGCUCAGAGGGAAAAACAGAAGGAUCUCAUUUACCAGCUCAAGACCCAGCUGGACGAUCUGGAGCGCUUCGCCUAUCAGGAGGGCAGCUACGACUCGCUGCCGCAGUCUGUCGUCAUGGAGAGGCAGAAGGUCAUCAUUGACGAGUUGAUCAAAAAGCUGGAUGUGAACCUGAACGAGGAUAUCGGGAAAUUGUCGCCGGAGGAGCUUAGGCAGAGAGUCGACGCUGCCAUUGCUCAGAUAGUGAACCCGGCCAGGGUCAAAGAGCAGCUGGUGGAGCAGCUCAAGACCCAGAUCAGGGACCUGGAGAUGUUCAUCAACUUCAUCCAGGAUGAGGUGGGGAAUCCGCUCCUGUCAAAUGUUGGACACGGCCAGAAGCCGCAAGCAGCAGGGACCGAUGCCAGAACUCCAGGGGGGAAGAGGAAAGUGGACCCCGAGCAGGCCCAGAAGAUGCGAGAGACUGGCCUGCAGCUGAUCCAGAAGGCCCUCGCCGUGCUGCAGAUCUUCGCUGCGAGCCAGUUUGGCUGCACGGCCGGGCAUGUGCCCCAGAGCAUGUGGCCUCAGGAGUCUGCAGGACAGGACUACGGGCCCCUGCUGCAGUGUCUGGAGGCAGCCGUGGAGAAGGUGCGAGUGCUGGGCUCGCGCAGACAGCCCUCCCUCGAACACGUCGUCAACUACACCAGCAACUCGGCCCUUGGGCCCCGAGACGAGCUGACCACGUCUGUGAGGAAGGAACUGGCGAGUGCCCUGAAAGACUUGUUGGCUCACGGCCUCUUCCUGCCCUCUCAGACCAUGAGCCUGGUGCUGGCGCCCAUCUCCUGCCUGCUGCCUUACAGAACAGCCCCACACACCAUGCACCCAUGGGAACUCUUUGUCAAGUACUACCACUCCAAAAACGGGAAGGCCUUUGUGGAGUCGCCGGCCCGCCAGCUCUCACAGUCCUUCAGCCUGCCUGUAGGGGGCGGCCCGGUGACUGUCACCCCUAAACAGUCUCUGCUGUGGGCCGUCCACACCGUGCUGAAGGAGCACGGACGCUACAAGCGAGGACCAGACACAGAGUUCAAAGCGCUGGUGUGCAUGGCUCUGAACGAGCAGCGGCUGGUGUCGUGGCUCAACCUGCUGUGUAAGUCAGGGACUCUGAUACACCCUCACUACCAAUCCUGGAGCUACAUGGCCCAGACCGGCUUCGAAGGAGCCCUGCGCAUCCUGGGCCGCAUCAGCCACCUAAAAUUCAACCUCCCCGUGGACCUGGCUGUCCGGCAGCUGAAGAACAUUAAGGAUGCUUUCUGAGGAGGCAAGAAAUCCAUGGAAAGUGGAGAAACAUCAGUCUCAGAAAUCAAGUAUUUUGUCAGCUAAACUCCACUGCUCUUACCCGCAUUCAGGACCAAAAGCAUGUCUUUGUGCUCUAAGUAGGUAACCUUUUAAAGGUCUUUUAAGCAGCCACCCAUCUGAAGUAAAAUCUACAGUACAUGCAUGGCUGAUUACGUUGUUUGAGCUUCAGCCAUAGGCAACCAUAGUCCGCAUAUCCCACUGUGUUUAAGAUAACCAAAAUGACAAGAAGACAAUGCUGCUUGUACUGUAAACCUGCCUUAGAGUGGAGAUUGAGAUUACCUCAUCUUUAGUAAAGCCUUCCUGACCUUUGCGACCUGUGCUCAUUGUACAGUACCCCCCCCGCCCCGUACACGACAGCGCCCUGGCCUAUGCAUCAAAGAGAGAGGCCGGACUUGUACAGUAAUCAGUACUGUAACGUGGCUGCAGGUUUAGACAAUCCAGGAGGAAAAUUAAUGAGCAGAACCACUUCUCGAUACUGUGGCUUCUACACAGUAACCAAGAGCUUGUGAGGUAUUGGUCCUGGUAUUGGUGCUUGUGCUGCCCCGUUCUUCUGUCGUGGACUGAAUUAUUUAAGUGGCAAAUCUCAUGUAGCAUGAUCGUAAACGGUGAACAUCAGCACACCAGUCAGCUUGAAAUGGAAAAAAAAAAAAAUCUCAGUUUCCAUCAGGGUGCGAAGUUAAAAUGUUGUGUAACAUUGCCCACAAAUAUGCAGUUAUCAACUUAAUUACAAUGCCCUCGACUCCAUUUUAAACCUCUGAAGCUAUUAUCAGCUGUUGCAUGUUGCGCUUCAGGCGUGUGAACAGCAUUUAGGCCCCGUAUGAACUGCUGCUUUUCUCCUGGUUCAGGUGGACUUAAAAUUAAAAUGAACUGACAGUGAUAUUGAAUGACAAGAAUUUAUUUCUUGAUGUCACGGCUUACGUCACGUAUUUGACGUGACUGUAGGAUAUUAAAAGUUUUAGUUUUAUUUCCAGUUUUUUUUUUUCCGGAGAAAUUGAGUUUUGAUCUUCCCGAGACAGCUGAGUUGCACAAAUCACAUCCUUCAGUACUGAAUGUACAAACCAUAGAUGCUAUUAAACCCAGGUUAGUUUAUACGUGCUGUGUGAUUUCCCUCUGUUGGGGCGGAUGAAAUGAGACUCGGGAAUGAAACUUCAUCGUUCCUGGGCCCAUGUGUACAUGUAUGUAUUAAGCCCUCUCAGAGCAGGCGUGCUGGUAAAAGCUCACUACAUUUGUAUUUCCCGAGAUUAAAAACCUGAUUCCAUGUUAGUGCACCCGGAGACACAUUUUAUCUCUUAACGUUAAUGAAAAAUUUGUGUUUUGUUCUGGGCUAUGCUUAGUACACAUAAUGCUGUAUUUUGCUUUCUCUUUUCCCAUUUUUUGUUGUGUUUUGUUCAGCUGUUGUGAUUCAUGUAAAGAGACAUGUAUUUAUUUAUUUGAUGGCAUGUUUUAGCUCAACACUGAAUUAGGUGAGAACAUAUCAGAACACUUAAGUAGCUGCUGUACUGUAGCUGUUCGGUCUGGAGACAGUAAAUACACUGGAUGAUUUAAAUUAUGUUAAAUGCUACUAAAUGUUAUUUUUAUGUAAUCACUUCAAUGACAGAAUAAUAUAUUUAGAGAUAUGAACUGUGGUCUAAUGUGGUUUUUUUUCUUUUAUGAUGUUUAA
This is a messenger RNA of Xiphias gladius (swordfish), 3533 nucleotides long. RefSeq names its product RUN domain containing 1 (gene rundc1). The transcript has 5 exons. Bases 122 to 1831 code for a protein of 569 amino acids. The record is from RefSeq and is a predicted model, not a curated record. Lineage: Eukaryota; Metazoa; Chordata; Actinopteri; Istiophoriformes; Xiphiidae.